AUGGAAUUUCUUAAAUAUCUGGCACCCACCAGGGAGCAAAUGAUUGAUUUGUUUCUCAAUACUCUCGUUACUGUUCUAGGAAGCAUGGAGAAAGCUAAGAAGAAUAUGUAUGCAUUUAGCACUACUACUUAUGCAGGUUAUCAAUGCACAGUUUCAAAGGAAACAUCUGAAAAAUUCAAGGGAUUGCCUAGUGUUCUUUGGGUGUUACCUGAUUUAUACAUCGAUGUCAAGAACAAAGACUAUGGAGGUAAUAAAUACAUAAAUGGGGAAAAAAUUCCUUGCAAGUACCCACACAGAGAAGUUCAAAAUAUGAAAGCAGGAAGUUGGUUAAGCAAAGAGAUGGGACUCCUCCAGAUCGAAGAAGGCCAAGAAGUAGAACUCCUUAACCUAAAAUAG
Phalaenopsis equestris is the source of this 396-nucleotide messenger RNA. RefSeq names its product DAG protein, chloroplastic-like. Gene Ontology annotation, cellular component: chloroplast. Gene Ontology annotation, biological process: chloroplast RNA modification; cytidine to uridine editing. Bases 1 to 396 code for a protein of 131 amino acids. The record is from RefSeq and is a predicted model, not a curated record. NCBI's taxonomy places the organism in Eukaryota, Viridiplantae, Streptophyta, Magnoliopsida, Asparagales, Orchidaceae. The transcript has a single exon.